Molecule: messenger RNA, 1069 nt
Organism: Populus nigra (black poplar)
Lineage: Eukaryota; Viridiplantae; Streptophyta; Magnoliopsida; Malpighiales; Salicaceae
Exons: 1
Coding region: 111-620 (169 amino acids)
Source: RefSeq, a predicted model, not a curated record
CCCUCUCUCUAUGUGUAUAUAUAUGCCAAUCAUCAUCGCCAACAAGAACAUGCAACAACUCUAGCAAGCUAGGAGCCAUUUUCAUUUUUCCACAACCAUUUCUAUGAAACAUGGUACGUGUACUCAUGGCUGAUCAUGUCGGUCAUCACAUAGAAGGGUCCGUCCCACUUGCAAUUGGCUUGUUUAUCUCAGUUUCUGUUCUUGUGGCACUAUGUGCCAAACAUAGCAUAUGGCGCACCCAGCAGAAGCAUCAGUACUCAUGCGCUGCAACAAGCAAUUCCAAAUGUGCAACGCCUAAUAAAUCACCAUUAGCAUCGCCUAAGAAACUCGGGCCAAAAAUUAGUAACAAGGCAAUUCCAUUCAUGGACAGGAAAAAAGAUGGUGCUGAUGAUGAAGACGCUACGGUACCCGGAAUUGGAAUUAAAGAGGAAGCUGGGGGAUUGGAAGAAGGUGGGCUGUGGCAAAAAUCAAUCUUGAUGGGAGAGAAAUGUCAGCCACCGGAAUUUUCAGGUGUGAUAUUCUAUGAUGGUCAUGGGAAUCAACUGUCUCAGAUGCCAAGGUCACCUAGGGCCAGUCCCUUGCCAAGUAUUUCAUUUCCGGCUGUCAAAGAUGCCAAUUAGCUAGAGGCAUCCAAUUAUAUGUCCCCAGGUAGAUAUAUGCAUGGUCUGGAAAUUAUGUGUAUAAUUUAUUUUUUAUGACAUAUUAAUCUAAGAGUUCAAAAUAAAAUCGUACAUGCUAAAACAUUGACUGUAUGGUGGUACAUCUACCAUAACAUAUCUUUCAUGUUUGUGGGUGAUUGAUGGAGAUGAUCCGGAGUGAAAAGGAUGGCAAAGAUCCUGCGGAAUUGGACGGCGUUUGGUGGUUUUUAAAAAAAGAAGACUCAGAGAUGGUGAAAUCUCGUUUGGGCUCUCCCUUAUUUCCUGUCGAUUUUAGUUAGAAUUGUCUCUUUGGCUACCAAUCUAGCGAGAUAUUGUUUUCAGGCAAUCAAGGGUGGUCGGGAUAUGUUUACCCGACUCUAUAAUUUUCAUCCCAAUUUCAACCAUAAUUUCUUGAUGGUGUGUUAACCUAA